ACCACGGCCAGCGCCUCUCGGAGGCAGUUUCUGGGCUGCCGUUUGAAUAGGGCGGUUGUAAAGUUUCUUUACAAGGCAUUUUAAUUGACUUGCUCAGGGUCACACUGCAAAUACGGAGCUGGGAUUGAAAUGGCAUCGUUGCAUUUGAAGACGAGCACUUUAACACAACACCACUCUUACUGGCAGAAGCUCGGGCUUUGUGCAUUAAGAGGCUUAGUCUCCAAUAAGGACCCCGAAUGACUGAUUCCAACUUGUUCCACACACUCGAAAACCUACACAGCCUCGACAUGGAUUUGUCUGCACACCGAAUUGACCGGCAUAGUUUGAAUCCUGUCCACCUGGAAAAGCAGUAUACCUUUUCUUUCUCAAAAUUAUUGAUUAGCAGUAUAGUGGAAUGGUGGAAAGUUCACAUGCAGGAGUUUUGAUUUUAAGAGACAUGUUAAAAGUUAAUAUACUGCACGUGUAAUGAUUUACAUCAUAAUGGUUUAAUCGACCCGAUCAUAGUGGCAGUUAACAGGCUCUUCCCAGAAGUACCAAUUAACACAGCAGCAGGGUUGGACAUAAGCUGCUUUGUUUCUCACACCCUCACUCAGCUUCCUUCCCUAUUGGCCGAGGCUCGGACAGCUUCUCGCUGCUGAAUGAAUACCUCAGGAGGGAAAAAGAAAAGCAAACAAGAAAGGCAGCAUUUCUCUUUUAAUGUUUGUAAAGAGUUUCUUCCUACUGAUUUUAUUCAUUUCCAGCCAUGUCUUCUGGAGGGAUACACAUUACUUUCACAGAGCUGAUUCAAAAGAAAAGAGAUGGGAAAGAGAUGGGCAAGGAGGAAAUUAAUUUUUUCAUCAAUUCUGUCAAAAACAAGAGCAUCCAAGAGUGCCAGAUAGGUGCAAUGCUCAUGGCAAUUUGGCUAAAAGGGAUGACUACAGAAGAAACGUUGGCACUGACGCAGGAGAUGAUGAUGUCAGGAGAGGUUCUGCAGUGGCCAGCAGAGUGGAAGGAAUUUGUUGUGGACAAGCACUCAACAGGAGGUGUAGGUGACAAAGUCAGCCUACCUCUGGCACCUGCACUGGCCGCCUGUGGAUGCAAGGUGCCUAUGAUCAGUGGUCGAGGGUUAGCUCAUACUGGAGGCACUCUAGACAAACUAGAAUCUGUUCCUGGAUUUAAUAUUCAUCAGAGCAGUGAACAGGUUAAAAAAAUUCUACAAGAUGUUGGGUGCUGUAUAAUUGGACAGACUGAGAACCUGGUACCUGCUGAUAUGGUCUUGUAUGCCAUAAGGAAUGCCACUGCCACCAUUGACAGCCUGCCUUUAAUCACAGGAUCAAUUAUUUCAAAAAAGGCAGCAGAGUCACUUUCAGCUCUGGUCAUGGAUGUGAAGUAUGGGAAGGCAGCGUUCUACAAGGAUAUUAGCAGUGCCAGAGAGUUGGCACAGUCUCUGGUGACUGUUGGCAGUAAAUUGGGCAUACGCACUGGAGCCAUCCUUAGCAAGAUGAAUAAUCCUAUUGGGCAUUCCAUUGGCAACUCCUUGGAAGUAAUAGAAGCAAUUGAAUGCUUAAAAGGUAGAGGCUCUGCAGACCUGAGGGAGCUUGUUGAGUGUCUUGGUGGUUACCUGCUUUGGCUCUGUGGAAUGGCAAACACAAUAAAUUGUGGGAAGGAGUUAAUUGUCAAUACUCUGAAAAAUGGGCAGGCUCUUGACAAAUUCCAGGCCAUGUUAGAAGCCCAGGGAGUCGAACAAAACACUGCCCAUUUCCUUUGUAAAGGAGAACCAGAUUACUUUACAGUUUUUAGGCGAGCCCAGCAUCUUGCUGAACUUAAGACAGAAAAGGAAGGGACAAUACUGGAGAUUAGUGGCCUGACCUUGGCAGAGGUGCUGUGUGAGCUGGGAGCCGGACGUACAAAAGUUGGCGAAGUGAUCAACCACAGUGUUGGUGCCGAACUCUUAGUUUGUGUUGGUCAGUGUGUGAAGAAAGGUGACAGCUGGGUACGAGUACAUUAUGACAUUCCUGCUCUGAAAGAGGACCAGAUAGCUCGUCUGCAGGCAGCCCUCACUAUUGGGAGCAGCACAGAAUUUAAUGAUUCCCCUCUUGUUACUGAGUUCAUUUUGCCAAAGUGAGGAACACAACUCGAUUCUGGAGAGAGAAGAGACCUGAAGAUUGUUGCCAUGCUGCUGUAAACACUUUUUUGUAAGCUGAACAGAAUUCCACUUUCCAGGUUACAUAACGCAAUCUGAUAUAAAGUCAGAGAAAUUAAAAAAGGAUAAUCAGUAAUGUGCUUAUAGUAAGUAGUUUAAAAGUAUGUAACAAUGAUAAUGUAUGCAUUACAGAACACUUUCCAAGUAUAGAUGAGCUGUUCACACUACGUGAAUUUGAGUCAGGGACAGUGAUUGAAUCGAUGAUCGUGUGGCGUAAAUUUGUAGUGUUUUAGUCAUGAUGCCCAUAUGCUGUAUGUUUGUUAGUUAAGAGAUAAGAAAAUGUCUAUACUGAUGGAUAUUUCAGUAAUGCAUUCUGAGCCUGGAUAAGUGAACUGGGUGCAUGUGGACACUUCUCAGUUCCUUGAGGAAUGGGGACCUUUUUCUUAACAUAAACUUCCCACUGUUUUGGCUUUGAUAAAAUGACAGGUGAGCUACUAGGCAAAAGCAAGGACUAAAAAAUGAAUAAACUGGGUAAACAUACAAGUGUCAGAUGACAGAAGACACACAAAGCCAAAGUACCAAAACCAAAAUCAUCAACCAAAGGCAGAUAUAAUGGAAAAACAGACAAAAUUUCACCCUCUCUAAAAUAAUUUUGGUAACUAACUAAAUAUACUGAAGGAUUUUGGUUUAUCUAGAAACAAAGUGUGUCAGCUUAAAGAAUUGUACAGUAAUCCCUCGCUAUAUCGAGCUUCGACUUUCGCGGCUUCACUCCAUCGCGGAUUUUAAAUGUAAACAUAUCUAAAUAUAUAUCACGGACAUUUCACUUCAAAAAUUCUGCGGAUUUCUGCUGGCAGUGGGUCUUUUAAUUUAUGGUACAUGCUUCCUCAGUUUGUUUGCCCAGUUGAUUUCAAACAAGGGACG
This is a messenger RNA of Polypterus senegalus (gray bichir), 3043 nucleotides long. RefSeq names its product thymidine phosphorylase. Gene Ontology annotation, molecular function: 1,4-alpha-oligoglucan phosphorylase activity; pyrimidine-nucleoside phosphorylase activity. The record is from RefSeq and is a predicted model, not a curated record. Gene Ontology annotation, cellular component: cytosol. NCBI's taxonomy places the organism in Eukaryota, Metazoa, Chordata, Cladistia, Polypteriformes, Polypteridae. The transcript is spliced from 10 exons. Bases 743 to 2104 code for a protein of 453 amino acids. Gene Ontology annotation, biological process: pyrimidine nucleobase metabolic process; pyrimidine nucleoside metabolic process.